GCGCCUUUCCAUUCGAUAUUGUGUUCGCAAGCCGUGCGACUAGUCAACGUUCAACAUCCCUAAGCAUUGCAGUAACUUCGCCUACUAGAAAUAUCUUUGUUUGGCCAAUUGGCUGUUUGUUCUGGACGCAAACCCAUCACAAUCAUGGCAUUGAACCGGAAGUACUCAGCUCUACCAGAUCUGGACACGGCGCCUGACAUUUACGAGACGCCCGAUUUGACAGAUGAUAAUUCAACAAUCCCGACCACCGCUGGUCGCUCCCAAUCCGAGAACGACUUCGACGACGAAGACGAUGAUACCCAAGGCAUCUCCCGCGCUCGGCUGCGAAUCGACCAGGCACGCUCUCGUUUCAUGCCAUCUCAAGUCGAUGCCCGAGAUGUGGACUUUUCCGAUCGUCUCAAUGACAAACGGAAGUCGUACAAGACGUCCAGUCGAAGACAGCGGGUCCUGCAAGACGGCACAGAACAUAUAGGGGAUCUAAGCGACGAGGAGGGUGGUGAAGAUCUUGAAAGGAAGAUCGCUCGGUUGAAAAGAGAGAUCGAAGAAGCAAAGGAGGAAUUUGGCAAACAGAAGGCUCAGCUAGCAACAAAUGCCCCGGCUUCAGAAGAGGAGCUUGCUUCGUUGAGUCGGGCUUUGGAUGAGAUGUCUAGCCUGCUAGAAGGAGGAGCUAUGCAUCGAUCCAAGGCCGUCAUGAAUAAAAAUGCAGACAGAAAGGACGGAACUCCACAACAGGCAAUUGAUUCCACGAACGGAGCAACAUACACCAUAACAUACGCACCGGACUACGAGCAGAGCCAUGCUCUGGCUAAAGCAGCCGACUUUGAUAAACGACUUUUGCUGCUGGAGAAGGCUAUCGGUAUCACAGCCUCGGCUUUUCCCAGCAUGGACAAUGGUGGGUUUCCAAGAGCUAUCUUGCCAACACUGGACACACUGCAAAAGCAGAUUAUGACUCUGUCAGAGGCAUCUACCACGUCUCUUGACAGUGUCAGCCGUCGAGUGCGUGAAUUGAUACAACAAUCCGAGAAGUUAGAGCAGGCGAGAAGGAGUGCGAGGGCAGCGCAAGACUCUAUUGCUGCAGCUGGAGGGCCACCUCUCGAAGCUGUGGAUUCAGAAGACUUGGAACAAAUUGCAAAGGUGAAUGCGCUUUACGGAACGUUGCCCACAAUCGACCACCUCACGCCACUUCUACCACCUCUGUUAGACAGACUGAGAUCUCUCAGGGCCAUCCAUGCGGAUGCGGCAACCGCCAGCGAGACUAUCGAACGCAUUGAGAAGUCGCAGAUUGAGAUGGCGGGUGACAUCAGGCAAUGGCGGGAAGGACUUGACAAAAUAGAGGGGGUUAUGGCAGAUGGCGAUGCAGCCAUGAAUGCCAACAUGAAGGUGGUUGAGGGAUGGGUGAAGGACUUGGAGGCGAAGAUGAAUCAGUUGUUGUAACUUCGUUUCUGACUUUGUGGUGUUUGGCUCUCUUCUCUUAUGCACUGAUACCCUAGAUUUGACAUGUCUAAAGAGAGUGAUAAUUAUAAGGCAGUGGUCUAGCAGCAAGGAUUUCCCUGUUUAGAGGCUGAAGGGAACGAUUUGAAUUGUUGGUCUUGCCCAUUAACAGUAUUCACUGCCAUUUAAUUCAUUUUCGAAAAGAGGCAGCCUUGCUAAGGUGAAUUGAUACACCCUGCAGGCUCGAGAGUGUCCAUGCGCUGAACAUUUGAAACCUUGCCGUCUUCGACGGGCUGUAACAAGCCUUGAGAAAGCUCG
Pseudomassariella vexata is the source of this 1749-nucleotide messenger RNA. RefSeq lists its product as uncharacterized. The transcript has 3 exons. NCBI's taxonomy places the organism in Eukaryota, Fungi, Ascomycota, Sordariomycetes, Amphisphaeriales, Pseudomassariaceae. Gene Ontology annotation, biological process: mitotic spindle organization. The coding region runs from base 145 to 1434 and encodes 429 amino acids. Gene Ontology annotation, cellular component: cytoplasm; dynactin complex. The record is from RefSeq and is a predicted model, not a curated record.